Molecule: messenger RNA, 2661 nt
Organism: Portunus trituberculatus (swimming crab)
Lineage: Eukaryota; Metazoa; Arthropoda; Malacostraca; Decapoda; Portunidae
Product: protein O-linked-mannose beta-1,2-N-acetylglucosaminyltransferase 1-like
Exons: 12
Coding region: 248-2398 (716 amino acids)
Biological process (GO): protein O-linked glycosylation via N-acetylgalactosamine
Cellular component (GO): Golgi membrane
Molecular function (GO): beta-1,3-galactosyl-O-glycosyl-glycoprotein beta-1,3-N-acetylglucosaminyltransferase activity
Source: RefSeq, a predicted model, not a curated record
AGAGUGAGUUACCGACACAACACUUAAGUACUCCCUCCCUCCCUCCCUUUCUCCCUCCUCUGCUUCCCUCCGCUAACCACGCCCUCCCCUCACUGCCCUCCCUUCCCUCUCUCGUCUCCGCCCGUCCCAAGCCUCUAAUGAGACGAGAGGACACACAAACAAGCACAAUAACAAGACAGGACCAAGCCAUCGAUAACUUCUGCAGGAGGGGCGGAGGGGACCACACCACGCCUCCGUCAGACAAACAAUGAAGGCUCUGGUGUCGUGGUGGCGCUGUCUGAUGGUGCUGGUGGUAGUGGUGGUGCUGGUGGUGAAGGUACAAGGAAGUCUUCACAGUGCCCUCAAGACGUACAUAGAAUCACAAGCUACUGACGAAGGAAGUGCCCGAAGGAGGGAAGUGUCACGAAGUCCUAAGCAGGUUUUGGAAGGAAGAAAGGAAACGGAUGUAGGAUUCAGGACUCAAAGGCGAAAGUUGUUGGGAAAUCAGGUGGAAAAUGAGAUGAAAGGACAGGAAAUAUUGGUGGAAGACUGGAAAACAACAGGACAUGGACAAAACAAAAUGGAAGGCACCCCAGACGCGCCUUGGGUGGAGCUCUCCGGGGCGGUGGACCACACUGGGGUGACUGUCUGGCUGCAGGGACGCGAGGUGUACAAAAGGCGUAACAUCCUGAGAGAGUGGGCGGGGGAGCAGCGGAGGUACCAUGCAGGUGUACACAUCAUCGCCCUUCACCAGAGUAGCGGCAAGAUGAUGCAGACGCGACAGUUUCUUACAUGGCAACCAACGGCUCAUAGAAUGCUGGCGGAGGCUCUGAGGGCACUACAGGAAGGGCGGCUGGUGCUGGUGCUCGGUGCGCCGGACUACCUCAGUUGGCUUAAUGUAGAAGGCACGAAGGCACUCAAAAACCUCGGGGCGCUGCAGGGACUGAAGGCGGUGAAGGAGGAGGCGUGGGUGUUUCUAGCGAGGAAGGGACACGGGGCGCUCUUCGAAACUCUCAUCACUGCCAGGAACUACACGUCGAAGAUUGUGUCUCCUCUCACCUUCUCCGUCAGUCUCCCUCGCUACCCAGAGCGCCACUGUCCCUGGUACCAAAACACGAAAUUUGCCGCUCAGAUGGAGUUUUGUGAGACCUACGAGGGUUACGGUGAGAUGUGUGACUGUCAGAGGCCCGUCCACCUGAACCGCACCGCCUCACCACACCUGUCCAUGGAAGAGGUGAUCCCCGUGGCCCUGAUCACAGCCUCCAGGUUCCCGAAGGUGGCCCAGCAGGUGAGGACGCUGUGGGAGAACCCCGGGGGAAGCCAGACGCCCCUCGUGAUGCUGGUGGACGGCGCGCACCACGAGGCGGAGGCUUUAGGGAGACUACUCAAUAUUACCGUAGUGACGCACAAUAAUACAGCCACGCAAGGCACCAAAGAGAGAGUGAACAAGCACGUCAAAUUCUCCAUACAGACAAUGUUCGAUACCUUCCCUGACGUGGACAAAGUCAUUUUCGUAGAGGACGACCUGGUGCUUUCUAACGACUUCAUCAGUUACUUCCAGCAGACAUCUGUUCUCCUAAGCGUGGACCAGUCAAUCCUGUGUGUCAACGCCUACAACUACAACGCCUUCCCUCACACGGCCAGCGACCCGCACCGCAUCUACCGCGUGCAGUCCUACCCUUACUACGGCUGGAUGACGCGCCGCCCCACCGCCGCCCGCAUGCUGUCCCACUGGCCGCCCCCCCACAAGGAAGCAGACUGGGACCUGUACAUACGAUACAAACUCAUGACGGACCAGACAAGCGUGAUCAUUCCAGAGGUUCCCCGCACAAAACACGAGGGCGGGGCGGGCGUGCACGUGUCGGGGCUCGAACAGGAGUCUACGUACAGCAAGCGGCCUCUCAACACUGUGCCGCAGCCCACCCUCAACCUACGGCGCCACUGGGACCCCGCUUACUCUGUUGAUUUGAUGGCUAAGAUACUGCAGGGGAAGGUUGUCCAUGUUACCACUCAUCCUUGUAUUGCCUCACCUGUCCCCAAGUACCAGAGCAACAUAACCCACAUCAUCUACAUCAGCCUCGCUGGAGACGGAGGCAACACAGACUCCUUCACUGUUCUGGGCAAGUGUUUGGGCUUCUAUUACAAUGGACUUUUCGAGAAUUACCGGUCGACUUUUUCUCUCAAGUAUUUCGAGACGCCUCUCAUUCUGGUCUCCUGCUACAGCUCCGUGUAUUGCGUGGACGUGCCCCGCAGCCUGGUGUUCGCUCCCUCCAAAGCUGCCCUGGAGUUCGCCACGGUACACUCCUGGCGCCAUACGAAUGAGCUGGCGGUGGAGAUGUGGCGCAUCCCCCCUCGCUCACUGCUGGAGGAAGUGACCCUGGACAACGUGGCGGGGUUCGAGGUGAUGCUGAAGGUGUGAUGAGUGGCUGGAAUGCGCUUUGAUUCCAUUUCCUUUAAUUUUUUUAGUUGUUUUAUGUAUUUGUGUUUUGCUUAUUUUUCCAUCCUUUCUAUUCUACAUUUAUCUAUAUAUUUGUUUUUCUAUAUAUUCAGUUAUUUAUAUAUUCUGUGUCAUCUUUGUUCUUUAUGUAGGAAGUGUUCUGGUCAAGGACAACAAAAAUACCAAAAAGAAAAAAAAAAACCCGCACACUUCAAAAAUUAAAUGAAUAAAAUUAUGAUAAAAAG